AUAAAUAAUUAUUAUGAGUUUCCCAUGGAAAUUGAUUUAGAAAAAUAUUUAUCAUCUGAAGCAGAAAAAAUAAAACAGCAUAAAUAUUUACUUUAUGGAGUACUUGUUCAUAGUGGUUAUUGUUAUGGAGGUCGAUAUUUUGCUUUAAUAAAACCAAAUAAGAAUGGCAAAUGGCUAAAAUUUGAUGAUGAUAGAGUUUUACCUGUAACAGAUAAAGAGGUACUUGAAAAUAAUUAUGGGGACGGACUCUCGAGUGCAUAUGUAUUAGUAUACAUCCGUGAGUCUGAUAUCGACAAUGUAUUAUCUCCAAUGCCUCCUGAAGAUAUACCGAAAAAUUUGCAAAGUCAUCUCGAUGGGCAGAAAAAGAAAGAAUCGGAUGAAAAAAAAUCUUGGUUGUAUGUCAAGAUUGCAACCCCAAAGACUCUUAAUCUCCACCAAGAUUAUGGUGUUGCUAAUUUUAAUGAUCCGCUAUCUAAAGUUCCACAAUUUAAAGUUUUAAAAACCGAAACAUAUAGAAACUUCAAAGCUAGACAUGUAACCAAACUUGAAAUUUCAACUGAACAAAUAAGAUUUUGGGUAUUUAGGCAACAUGAUAUUACGCCAAUUUCAGAAAAUUGGAUUGAUUUUUCAAUGGAUAGAGUUUACAAUGGAUUUGGUCUGAGACAGAAUGAAAUGAAUUUGUAUUUGGAAAUUGCACACAAGCCAAUUAAUGGCGAGGCAUGGUUCCCGCCAGCCGUGAGAAAUCCUUACGUAAUGAUUUUCGUCAAGUAUUUUGACCCUAAUACACAAUAUUUAGA
Molecule: messenger RNA, 797 nt
Organism: Racocetra persica
Lineage: Eukaryota; Fungi; Glomeromycota; Glomeromycetes; Diversisporales; Gigasporaceae
Source: the annotation of a GenBank genome assembly